Molecule: messenger RNA, 869 nt
Organism: Tribolium castaneum (red flour beetle)
Lineage: Eukaryota; Metazoa; Arthropoda; Insecta; Coleoptera; Tenebrionidae
Product: C-type lectin
Source: RefSeq, marked validated
GUGCUUCUUCACUGCUACUUGCUGGAAUAUUACAGGCCAAAAUGCUUCGAGAACUGACGCUCCUUGUGGUAGGAGCCGCCAUGGUGAUGGCCCAAAGACGACUGGCCCUCCCAGACCCCAGAAGUUGUGCCAGCAGAGUUCGCCACGCCACUUACAGAGACGCCCGCGGAGUGACACAUUCGUACUUCUUCAGCUGGGAGCAUCCGCCCACCAGAAGCCUGGAAGUGGACUGGCUUGACGCCCGUAACAUCUGCAGAAGACACUGCAUGGACGCCGUGUCGCUGGAAACACCUCAAGAGAACGAAUUCAUCAAACAGAGACUAGUCAGAGGCAACGUCCGCUACAUCUGGACCUCGGGCCGAAAAUGCAACUUCGCCGGUUGCGAGCGCGCCGACUUGCAGCCUCCAAACAUCAACGGAUGGUUCUGGUCCGGAUCCGGGGCCAAGAUCGGGCCCACCACUCAGAGAAACUCCGGGGAUUGGAGUCACACCGGAGGGUACGGCCAACCCCAGCCCGACAACAGAGAGGCUGCACAGGGCAAUGAUGAAUCUUGCUUGUCCAUUUUGAACAACUUUUACAAUGACGGGGUUAAAUGGCACGAUGUUGCGUGCUACCAUGUCAAGCCUUUCGUUUGUGAAGACAGUGAAGAGUUGUUGAACUUUGUUGCUUCCAGGAAUCCAGGAAUUCGUCUUUAAAUUAUUUCUUUAACAGUCCUUUCGUUCUUCCUCAGUGUUUUGGAGAAAAUUUAACCACGGAUCGUGGUUUGUUCUCUUCAAGUUCCCUUUCUGCAUGUGAAUAUCUGCUUCCUUUCCCUAGUUUUAGUAAUUAUUGUAUCUAUUUUUAAAUUAUAUUUUAAUAUUAAACAUUUA